AUGCAGUCAAUCCGCUAUCUUAAAGCUUCCCUUCGCUCAAGUAGCAGGAAGACAACGACGCUACUGUUCGAAGCUCCGCCGAUAUUUCUAUGUCCAGCAGUUCGUGGCUUUGUUUCUAGCUCGGUCCAGCUUGUAAAUCCUUCACCAUGUCGUCGCAGCCCUCUUAGGCCCAGCCAAAUCUUGCGCCUUGAAGCACCAAAUACUUCUGUCACCCAAGAAAUUGAUCAUCAAGAUCCCCCCACGGAGGGAACAACACCUUCCGAUCCAGCAUCUAGAGCCGUUGAGCUUGGUCUGCCGAUACAAUGCACAGGUUGUGGCGCCUUCACCCAGUUUUUAGACCCUGACCGCGCCGGCUAUUUUAGUCCCGACAGGACAGACGUCAAGAAGAGUCUUGGCCUGGUACCACCACCCACCGCACCGCGAGAGCGGACGGAAGACGAGGUCGUCGAAGAUGUCAGCAAGCAGGUUGACAUGGAGCGCCUGCGCGCCAUGGGCAUCGAUGUCGACUCGCUCUUUGCCAGGUCCGACAGGUACGAGCCGGCGCCGUCCAAGACGCCGACGUGCGACCGCUGCCAUAACCUGGUCCACCACUCCAAGGCAGAGCCCAUCGCCCACCCGAGUGUAGACGCCCUGCGCGAGACCAUAGAGGAGACCCCGUACAAGUACAACCACGUCUACCACGUCCUCGACGCCGCCGACUUCCCAAUGUCGCUGCUGCCGCGCGUGCGGGAGCUGCUCGACAUGAUGCCGCUGCGCUCGCGCAACAGGCGCGCCCGCCACGGCCGCUACUUUGAGGACCGCAAAAUAGAGAUGAGCUUCAUCAUCACGCGCUCCGACCUCCUCGCCCCCAAGAAGGAGAUGGUAGACCGCAUGAUGCCCCUUCUGAUCGAGACGCUGAGGGACGCCCUCGGGCGCUCGGGGAGGAACGUCAGGUUGGGCAACGUCCGCUGCGUUAGUGCUAAGCGCAAUUGGUGGACGAAGCAGCUGAAGGAGGAGAUUUGGGAGAGGGGCGGCGCCGGGUGGAUGGUAGGCAAGGUCAACGUUGGGAAGAGCCAGCUGUUCGAAGCGGUUUUCCCCAAGGGCAGGAUGGAGUCUGGCAGUGGGACCAAGGAGGCCGCCACGCCGAUCGAGGUCAAGCUCCCCCCUAAGCAAGUGGCUGCCGAUGGCGGCAUUAGUCUGAUCGAGCAGGCCAAGGCCGAGCUGGCUGGCCGGUCGACACUAGAGGCCGACGAGCUAGAGGGAGAAGACGACGACAACCUCGACGAGUUUUCUCUUCUGCCGCCCCAGCGCCCGGAAACCAACUACCCCGACAUGCCUGUGGUGUCGUCGCUUCCCGGCACGACCGCCUCGCCCAUCCGCGUCCCCUACGGCAACGGGCGUGGCGAGCUGAUCGACCUCCCCGGCCUGGAGCGCUCGCUCCUGGACCGACACGUCCUCCCCGAGCACCGUCACCUGUUGCUCAUGAAGCGCCGCAUGCGACCAGAGCAGCAAGUCCUCAAACCCGGCCGCUCCCUCCUCCUGGGCGGCUUCAUCAGACUCACCCCUCGGACUGACGACCUUGUCUUCCUCACCUACGCAUUCACGCCCAUCACGGCGCACGUCACACAGACGACCAAGGCGAUAUCGAUCCAGGGUCAGACGGGCGAGGUCAACGUCGAGAACAUCUCGGUGCCCGGCACCAGCGAAAAAAUCAAGCUGGCCGGCUCCUUCCCGCUCAAGUGGGACGUGACAAAACACCGCGCCGGACCCAUCACCCGCAGGGACGCAGUCAAUCUCAAGGUCGACCGCCUCCCCUACCGCGUGCUCUCGACCGACAUCCUGAUCGAGGGCUGCGGCUGGGUCGAGAUCGUCGCCCAGGUCCGCACCAAGAACCUGUACAAGCCCCCGCCUCCCCCGCAGCCCAAGACGGUCGUGGACAGCAACGGCAUGAUCCAGAGCCUGGACCUUUCCGACGACCCGGCCGAGGCGCCAGACGACGGCAGGAGAAAAGCCGAAAGCGACGAGCCCAACUGGCCCAUCAUCGACGUCUACUCGCCCGAGGGCAAGUUUGUCGACGCCAGGAGGCCCUUCAACGCCUGGCUGUUGAACAAGGUCCUCGAGCCCAAGAAGGGUAGGCCCAAGAAGAGCAUGAUCGGUGACAAAAAGCGUAAGAAGGCUGCCGCGAGGGCGUUGAAGGAGGCGCAGGGCGGUGGUGGUGAAAGUGCUUCAUUUUGA
Molecule: messenger RNA, 2214 nt
Organism: Pyricularia grisea
Lineage: Eukaryota; Fungi; Ascomycota; Sordariomycetes; Magnaporthales; Pyriculariaceae
Exons: 1
Coding region: 1-2214 (737 amino acids)
Cellular component (GO): mitochondrion
Source: RefSeq, a predicted model, not a curated record